Molecule: messenger RNA, 1209 nt
Organism: Jatropha curcas
Lineage: Eukaryota; Viridiplantae; Streptophyta; Magnoliopsida; Malpighiales; Euphorbiaceae
Gene: IMP4
Product: Ribosomal RNA processing Brix domain protein
Biological process (GO): rRNA processing
Cellular component (GO): nucleolus; Mpp10 complex; small-subunit processome
Molecular function (GO): snoRNA binding; rRNA primary transcript binding
Source: RefSeq, a predicted model, not a curated record
CACUACUCUAAAACCCUAGUAAAUCCUCUGCUACUUCCUUUUCUACAUCUAUUCUGUGUCUCCUACCUUUCUCUCUCUUUCUUUAGUUUGAAAAAUGUUGCGCCGAAACAUUCGUUUGAGGAGAGAGUAUUUGUACAGAAAGAGCUUAGAAGGAAAAGAGAGAUUGCUAUAUGAAAAAAAACGCAAAAUCAAGGAAGCCCUAGCUGAGGGAAAGCCAAUUCCUACGGAGCUCAGAAACGAACAUGAUGAGCUUCGCGAAGAAAUUGAUCUCGAAGAUGAAAACUCUGCAAUUCCAAAGACUCAUAUUGAUGAUGAAUAUGCAAACGCGACUGAAAAGGAUCCUAAGAUUUUGCUGACUACAUCUCGCAAUCCAAGUGCUCCUCUUAUACAGUUUGUAAAGGAAUUGAAGUUUGUCUUCCCUAAUGCAGAACGAAUCAAUCGUGGUGGUCAGGUUAUUUCUGAAAUUAUUGAAAGUUGCCGCGCACAUGAUUAUACAGAUGUAAUUUUGGUUCAUGAACAUCGUGGAGUACCUGAUGGUUUGAUCAUAAGCCAUUUACCUUUUGGUCCGACUGCAUAUUUUGGAUUGCUCAAUGUGGUGACUAGACAUGACAUCAAGGACAAGAAAGCUAUUGGAACUAUGCCUGAGGCUUACCCACAUUUGAUUCUUAACAAUUUUAAAACCAAGUUGGGCGAAAGGACAGCAAACAUUCUAAAGCAUCUUUUCCCGGUACCAAAGCCUGACACUAAGCGCAUUAUCACUUUUGCAAAUCAGUCUGACUAUAUCUCAUUUAGGCAUCAUCUUUAUGAAAAGCAUGGAGGUCCUAAAUCUAUUGAGCUCAAAGAGAUUGGACCACGGUUUGAAAUGCGGCUUUAUCAGGUAAAGCUGGGAACAAUGGAUCAGAGUGAAGCCCAGACUGAAUGGGUGAUUCGACCGUACAUGAAUACAUCUAAGAAACGGAAGUUUAUUGGGGAUUGAUUCAACCUCCAUAUCCGAAAUCAUGUCUUUUUUUUUUCUCUCUGUAUUGUGGUCAUAUUUAGCAUCAAAUUUUGAUCAAGCUAAUUUGCACUUGUAUUUAUGAUAUUCAUUAUCACUGUACUAGAGCAAUAAGGAUGAUUCCACAUUUGUAUGCUUUUUCAGGCUGACUUUUUAUCACUACCAAAUUGCGAUGCUGAUUCACUUCGAGCAAUUUGAUCCAUAUGUUCUUUUUA